GUUUGACCCAUUAAUUGAAGCUGCGGGAGAAGUUCUUCGAGGACAAUAGGCAUUUCAUACCUAAACGAAACGCUUGGAGCCGUGUUCAAUCGCGCGCUGUUCCUUAUUUGCAACCCCAAAGACGACAAAUGCAGCAGGGAAAGUACACGACGCAGCGAAGAUACUACUCCAAUGCGCCAUACACGGGGCCCAACUUUUGCGGUUACCAAAUGAUCGGAGACGACUUUUUCCUUUCGCUUGCUAGAUGGGAAUUGGGAUUUGCGUUUGACCCAGGACAUGCCAUCCAAAAAAGUGGCCUUUGCAUAUCCGGCUUGACGAUCGCGGAAGCGGCGAACCGUGUGCUGAAGGCCACUAACAUUAACGAUCGGGUCAUAGUUAACGUUGGCGCGGUGGAUCUCUUGCACGGGUAUGAAUUCGUCGAUAUGAAAAAUGAUUUAUUUCAAUUGAUGAAAAACUUGGCGCUCCGUGGUGCAUCCGUGAUACUGACCACGGUAUCUCCGAUAGCCAACUGCUCCCACAUACGGGGCAUAACGGAUCGACUAGAACAAUUCAAUGACCUUAUUCGCGAACAGCGGAAUAGCAUAGACCUGUGGCAGUGUUUUGUCAACGAGAAAAAGAACACCUUGUAUGAGUGCUUCCAACCAGGACCAAGAUAUGUUAGUGGCAGUAAUCAGCCGCACGUGCUCUGGAACAAACUCGGACGUCAACGGAUUAUUAAAUUUCUGAAGCAACAUCUCGCAGAAUUUGUUUAGGAUCCUAACAUAAUGUUCUAGCGUACUCACUUAUUUUAAUUUGUAUUAGGUGUUGUAAUUCGUAAAUUGUAGUUUUUGUAAUUGUGAUGUUGUUUGUGUACUGUUAGACAUCUUUUUCAUGUAAAUGUCUCAAUCGUAGCUGGUAUUGAGAUCGACCUAGCUUAGAUUUAUUUCAAGGAAAAUAUUUUCGAUACCCGGUGCAUUGAAAAUAGUUUCCUUGCAUAAAACUCAUUCGAUUGAUUUCUUUUUUACCGGAUAAAGAAAUCAACUGAAUGCAGUUUUGAUGAACCCAUAACUGCCAACAUCUUCACAAAGAAUCGCAGGCGAAUAUCUAAUUGACUUUGUUGGCUUCCAAUUUACUCCACUGGGUGACCGGUUCCCACUGGAUGCUAAGCAGGAUGUUAUGUUAAAUCUAUAGAUUAUGCUUGAUCACAACACCACAACGACAUCAGUAAUCGUCAGAGCUCAAACAAUUUAUACUAUUGUAGAUCUACUAUUUUUAAGCUGAAAAAGAUUAUAUAUUUACAAAUUUGGAAAUGCUCAGGAUGAUGCAAACGUGAUAUGAGUAAAUGUUUUGUAUUUGUUAUAUGUAAUUUCAAUAAAAUUGUAUGUUAAAUGUCGUAAA
Topomyia yanbarensis is the source of this 1377-nucleotide messenger RNA. Its product is annotated as maternal effect protein oskar. The record is from RefSeq and is a predicted model, not a curated record. The transcript has 3 exons. The coding region runs from base 129 to 752 and encodes 207 amino acids. NCBI's taxonomy places the organism in Eukaryota, Metazoa, Arthropoda, Insecta, Diptera, Culicidae.